Messenger RNA from Cercocebus atys (sooty mangabey), 4737 nucleotides. It is a transcript of the gene TMEM151B, whose product is annotated as transmembrane protein 151B. Bases 132 to 1838 code for a protein of 568 amino acids. NCBI's taxonomy places the organism in Eukaryota, Metazoa, Chordata, Mammalia, Primates, Cercopithecidae. The record is from RefSeq and is a predicted model, not a curated record. The transcript has 3 exons.
CCCCCCGGCGGGGGGUGGGGAGCAGCGAGGGCCCCGCCCCCUCCCGUCCUCUCCCCAGGGCCCGCGCAGGAUGCCCCCGGCCCCUGGCAGCCCCCCGGGAGGUCCUGAGCUCGACGCGCCCCCUCUACGCCAUGUCCCCCCCUGGCUCGGCUGCGGGAGAGAGCGCCGCCGGCGGCGGCGGCGGCGGUGGCGGCCCCGGAGUCCCGGAGGAGCUCACGGCGGCGGCGGCAGCGGCAGCGGCGGCGGCGGACGAGGGCCCCGCCCGAGAGGAGCAGCGUCCCAUCCAGCCCUCUUUCACCAAGUCCCUCUGCCGUGAGUCCCACUGGAAGUGCCUCCUGCUCUCGCUGCUCAUGUACGGCUGCCUGGGGGCAGUGGCCUGGUGCCACGUCACCACAGUGACGCGCCUCACCUUCAGCAGCGCCUACCAGGGCAACAGCCUCAUGUACCAUGACAGCCCCUGCUCCAACGGCUAUGUCUACAUCCCCCUGGCCUUCCUGCUCAUGUUGUACGCCGUCUACCUGGUGGAGUGUUGGCACUGCCAAGCCCGCCAUGAGCUGCAGCACCGUGUUGAUGUGAGCAGUGUGCGGGAGCGUGUGGGCCGCAUGCAGCAAGCCACACCCUGCAUCUGGUGGAAGGCCAUCAGCUACCACUAUGUCCGCCGCACCCGCCAGGUCACCAGAUACCGCAACGGAGACGCCUAUACCACCACCCAGGUCUACCACGAACGCGUCAACACGCACGUGGCGGAGGCCGAGUUCGACUACGCGCGCUGUGGCGUCCGCGACGUGUCCAAGACGCUGGUGGGGUUGGAGGGCGCGCCGGCCACGAGGCUGCGCUUCACCAAGUGCUUCAGUUUCGCCAGCGUGGAGGCCGAGAACGCGUACCUGUGCCAGCGCGCGCGCUUCUUCGCAGAGAACGAGGGCCUGGACGACUACAUGGAGGCACGCGAGGGCAUGCACCUCAAGAACGUGGACUUCCGAGAGUUCAUGGUGGCCUUCCCGGACCCGGCCCGGCCGCCCUGGUACGCCUGCUCCUCGGCCUUCUGGGCCGCGGCGCUGCUCACGCUGUCGUGGCCGCUGCGAGUGCUGGCAGAGUACCGCACGGCUUACGCACACUACCACGUGGAGAAGCUCUUUGGCCUGGAGGGCCCGGGGUCGGCCAGUAGCGCGGGCGGCGGCCUCAGCCCCAGCGACGAGCUGCUGCCCCCGCUCACCCACCGCCUGCCGCGGGUCAACACGGUGGACAGCACGGAGCUCGAGUGGCACAUCCGCUCCAACCAGCAGCUGGUGCCCAGCUACUCUGAGGCGGUGCUCAUGGACCUGGCGGGGCUCGGGACGCGCUGCGGCGGGGCGAGCGGCGGCUACGCGCCCUCGUGCCGCUACGGCGGGGUAGGCGGCCCGGGCGCGGCGGGCGUGGCUCCCUACCGGCGCAGCUGCGAGCACUGCCAGCGCGCCGUCAGCAGCUCGUCCAUCUUCUCGCGCAGCGCCCUGAGCAUCUGCGCCAGCCCGCGGGCCGGCCCGGUCCCCGGUGGGGGCGCGGGCUGCGGGGGCAGCCGCUUCUCGCUCGGCCGUCUCUACGGCUCCCGGCGCAGCUGCCUGUGGCGCAGCCGCAGCGGGAGCGUCAACGAGGCCAGCUGCCCCACGGAGCAGACGCGGCUGUCCAGCCAGGCCAGCAUGGGGGACGACGAGGACGACGACGAGGAGGAGGCCGGGCCGCCGCCGCCCUACCACGACGCCCUCUACUUUCCGGUCCUCAUCGUCCACCGGCAGGAGGGGUGUCUGGGCCACAGCCACCGGCCGCUGCACCGCCACGGCUCCUGCGUAGAGACCUCACUGUGACCUCCGUCCCCGGCGUGGCCCGCGCCGCCCUCCCGCCUGCCCCUCGCCGGACUAUGCUCCCUGUGCGACGCAGGGCGAGUCAUCACGGUGACUGAGGCCGCGCGGGGGACAGGGAAAGGGAGGUGAGGGCCGCAAGACAGACCCGGAUGGGGCCGAGACCCCUGUCGUCCCUGUACAUAAAGAGACCGAUGGGUGGGAGGGGGUCGGCUGCUCCCCGAGAUCCCCCUGGCAGAGUCAUUCUUCCAGCCCCACCCCUGAGUUCCUAAAGGGACAGCUCCCUCCUGUCCAGCCCUUCAACAGAUCUUCUGAUUGUUAGAUGACAACCGCACCGUGGGCCCCGCGUUGGGCCUUGUCUGAAGGGAGAGGCCCUGGCGUGCGGCUGGGAGAUUUAGAGGCUAUGGAGAAGGGAACUUGGGGUUUUCCUUCCUCCGUGGCCUCACUCCCCUGGGGCCUCUCUUUAUGGAGGGAGCAGUGGUUUGGUGACCAGCAGGCUGGAUUCCAACUAGCUAAUGCAUUUAGCGGGUCUGAGGCUGGGGCCAGGUGUCAGCCCCAAGCCUCCAUCCAACACCGUGGAAAUGUUGCUGCCCUCUUCUUGGCGCUGACCCCAAGAUUGGGGUUUCCCUUCUGCCGCUCCUUCCGCUGUUGUUUAUCUAACUGGGCCCCUACUCCAGGUCCAGAGGGACUGUGCUCACCGCACAGACGGCACUCAUCUCCCGCUCUCUGGUCCUGCAGAGCUGUUGCCAGGGUGCAGUGGGGAGGAGAGUGAAAUGUGGAGGGCUGUGUACCUCAGUCCUUUCUCUAAACUCUGCAGCCUCCCGGCAGGGGCCUUCUCACCUGGGUUCUGGGUGUGUACUCCCUUUAGAGAGUGUGAGAUACACCCGGGCGUCACUUGUUAAAGCUGGCCAGGGCGAGUGACUAAGGGGAGAGAGCAUGACAUAGACCUGGGUGACAACGGGGACCUCUGGAAGCAGGUGGGAGUAAGAGAGAAGAGGGCAGUGGAGGGUAGAGGAAAGGACUUCCAAAGGUGGGGUGUCUGUGGGGGCGGCCUUUGCCUCCCUAAACCUGUGCAGAGGAGUGGAGCGUGCUUUUCCCUCAAACACAUCUCUUGGGGGCUGAGGACGUUGUCACAAGUCCCAACUGGAGAAAUAAUUCCAAUGGCAGGGUCAGAGGCAAGCAUUCUCUAAAUCUUGCCCAACCCUUCCAUCCUCCCCUAUCCUAUGAGCUGAAGCCCUGCUGUGUGUCCCAGGGUCUUCAAAGGGGCAUCCUGCCACCACCCCAGGGUGCUGGCCCCACAUCCUGUUCCCCUAAAGCUCUGACACCGCCUUCUCUCCCUGUGCGUACCCCACCACCUCCACCCCAGUGUUCUUCAGUGUGCAUGUCUGUGAACAGCCCUCCUGCCCUCCCAACUCCCCUGGCUAAAGUCUCCCCAGCAGAUUUAGUGCCCAGGGCUUGAGCUCACAUUUCAGGCUAGAGAGGAUAACCCUUGGGCCACCCACAUCUCUCACCCCUGAUCCUGCUUACAUUCGCCUGAGCCAUCAGAACUCCUCCUUCCCCUCCUUCAGCCCCUGUCAUCUUCCUCCAGCCCAGCCAGGCCUGCACCACCAACUGUGUGGCCUCCAGCUAUGCAACAUCACCUCUGGCUCCCCUUCCCUUCUUCCUAGGGAGAGGGGCCCAAAUUGUGGGAAUACCAUGGCCCAUGGCUUCUAAAGGGUUUAGCUUUACUUUCAGGUAGAGAUGGCUGAGUGAGGAGGGAGAAGAGACUAGAGAGAGAGAGGCUUGGGCAGGGGAAACAGCUGCCCACCAGGUUUCCCUGGCAGUAGUGCCCACCUGCCUAUCAGCACUGAACCUGCCUGGAUCCUGAGUCUGUGCUCCUUGGGGGCCUGGCAUUUGGAGCACCCUUCUUUCCUCUGAUGGACAUCUGUGAGGUACAGGUGGUGAGCUGCGGCCUCAGGCUCCAUUUCUUAGCCAGCUGGCACCCGGAUGUCAUGCUCUGUGUGGGGACAGCCUGGCCACCUCAGGGCUCCAGGGGAGGAGGAACAUGGCUCCUCCUCCCUCAGGCCUGUUCCUGAGACAGAGCCUGGUCUCAGAAGAGGGGAAGGGAGACCUCUAUUAUUAUUUUUGCCUGUAUUGACCAUUUCUGCCUAGGUCGUCUCAGACAGCCUCAUCUCCCACACACGCACAGACUUAGAGAGAAACCAAUUCUUUGGUCUAUUUUCUUGGUAGCUUUAUUGAUUGCCAGGGAAAACAAAAACCAGAAAAUUAAUCUCUAAAAUUAAACUUUACACUGAAUGUUCUUGUUUCUCUAAUUAGAACCUCUGCUAGCAGCUGUGGCUAUACACACACACACACCCUCACACCUACACGUUUGCACUCCGGAACUGUCAGAGGGUGUCAGGCACAGACAGACUCUAGGUUGCCUAGACAGGCAUACACAUGCAGUCACUCCCAAGCCCCCUUUGGUGCUCUGCUUAGCAUCUGCUUAGUGGAAGGAGUCCCUGGAGAGCAGGCACUCCUGGAUUGGGGUUGUAGCCCAUGACCUGCCCUUUGGGGACACAGUUCUGGAGGCUCUGGGCCAAUCAAUCAGCCUGAGGAGGAUGGGGAAUGUUGCUCAGCCUGAAUCAGUCAGCUAGGUCUCUUGUGGCCCUAGGGGCUGAUGUGAUUCCUGUAGGUGUGGCCCCAGGGUGGACAGCUACAGAGUGAUGGGGACUCAUGGAGGGCACCUAGAAGGCUCCAUGUGGCCUGGGGACAAGGGCUUGUGGGGUGGGCUGGGCCUGGCUGGGGAGAAGACAGGUCUCUGUCAAUUGGGUGCAUCACACUGUGGCCUUUUUGUCGUGGAUUUAAGCGCAAAGAUUGUACAAAUCAAACUGGUGGAUAAUAAAGUUGUGGAUGACUCACUGAC